Molecule: messenger RNA, 966 nt
Organism: Ictalurus punctatus (channel catfish)
Lineage: Eukaryota; Metazoa; Chordata; Actinopteri; Siluriformes; Ictaluridae
Product: GTPase IMAP family member 7-like
Exons: 4
Coding region: 149-964 (271 amino acids)
Molecular function (GO): GTP binding
Source: RefSeq, a predicted model, not a curated record
GCGCGCGCAUGCACGUUCUACGUGAACGACCGCAUGCUCUUCGGAUGUUGACAGUUGUUCUGCUAUAAGUUUGUUUACAUUGUUUACUGUGGACACGUAAUCCGUCACGUAGUAUUCCGUCACGUCGCGAGACGUAAGGGAGUAGAGUAUGGAAGCAGUGUCAAAGCUGAGGAUUGUUAUUUUGGGGAAAAGUUUUUCACAGACCUCCACUGUGGGAAACUUCAUCCUGGGCAGAUCAGUGUUUGAGACUGAAGAUCGUCCACAUUCAGUAGAGCUUUACUGUGAGACUGUCAGAGGACAUGUGGAGGGAAGAUACAUCACCAUCAUCAACACACCUCAUUUGUACGACCCUAAACUCUCUAAUGAGGAGCUGAAUCGGAAAAUAAGAGAGUGUGUUUCACGUUCUAGACCUGGACCUCAUGCAUUUUUACUUGUGGUACAGCCUCAUGACUUUACACAGGAAGACAGAAACCUACUGAGAUACAUCCUGAACUCCUUCGGCGAUCAAGCUAUAAACUACUCCAUUGUGAUAAACACAGACAGUGGAUUUAAUACAUCAGAAGAUGAAUUAAGAUUCACUGCCAUUCAGGAGUUAACAGAGGAAUGUCAUGGGAGGCAUCACAGUUUUUCACAGUUACACGAAUCGAGCAGGAGCUCAGUUUGUCAGCUGUUUGAGAAGAUUGACCAAAUGGUGAAGGAUAAUGGGGGAGAACAUCUCGCAUGUGAGAGUUUUGAAGAUGAAGAGAUUAAACCUGAUGACUUGACCGCUCACCAGAAACAAGAUGAGCGAGCAGUAAAAGGACAGGGAGUGCGGCUCUUCUCUCAGUAUCUUCAUGUGGAAAGCAGAUCAUCAUCAUCAACAAUGAGGCGAGUAGGUUUUCUUACUCCUAUCUGUGACUCUUUAACAAUAAUAAUAAUAGUAAUAAUAAUAAAAUUCAAUGACUGUGUGGAAUCUUCUCUCUGACU